GACCAUUUCCACCACCCAAAUCCACCUCCACCACCCGCCGCCCUCCGCCGCGCCGCGCCGCCCCCCCCUCCGCCGCACGCGAUGGCCGCGGCGGCGAUCCACCAGUUCGCCGAGUGCAUCACCUGCCACGCGUGGAGCCCCGACCACUCCAUGAUUGCCUUUUGUCCAAAUAACAAUGAAGUACAUAUCUAUAAGUUCUUUACCGACAAGUGGGAGAAACUACAUGUUCUUUCAAAGCAUGAUCAAAUAGUGUCUGGAAUAGAUUGGAGUAGAUCUUCCAACAAGAUUGUAACGGUCUCACAUGAUAGAAAUUCAUAUGUUUGGACACAAGAGGGACAUGAUUGGGUUCCCACCCUUGUUAUUCUCAAGCUAAAUCGUGCAGCUUUAUGUGUUCAGUGGAGCCCAAAAGAAAACAAGUUUGCUGUAGGAAGUGGUGCUAAGUCUGUGUGCAUUUGCUACUAUGAACAAGAUAACAACUGGUGGAUUAGCAAGGUUGUUAGGAAGAAGCAUGAAUCUUCUGUCACUAGUGUUGCGUGGCAUCCAAACAAUAUACUUCUUGCAACAACAUCGACUGAUGGUAAAUGCAGGGUAUUCUCCACUUUCAUCAAGGGCGUCGAUACAAGGGGAUCACAAGCGAGCACCUCUACUGAUUGGAAAUUCGGAGAGCAAAUUGCUCAGCUUGACCUAUCGUCGAUGUGGGCAUUUGGCGUAAGGUGGUCACCAAGUGGAAAGACACUAGCCUACGCAGGUCACAACUCCAUGAUAUAUUUCGUUGAUGAUGUUGAAGCAUCUCCCGCUGCACAGAAUAUAGCACUGCAUGAUCUGCCUCUCCGUGAUAUUCUUUUUCUUUCUGAAAAGACGGUGAUCGGUGUUGGAUUUGACUGCAAUCCUAUGAUCUUUUCUGCAGAUGAGACUGGACUAUGGAGCUUUGUCAGAUACUUGGAUGAAAGGAAAGUCACUACAUCAACUUCAAGAGCUUCGCAGCUAUCUGAAGCCCUUGGAAAGCUAUAUGGUCAAUCAAAGCAAGCAGCAGGCAGUGAUACUGUUGAACCAUCAAAGCCUCGUGGUGGUGCUCAUGAGAAUUGCAUAACUUGCAUUGUGCCAUUGAGAAAAGGAAAUGAGAGAAUUGUGAAACGGUUCAGCACGUCAGGAAUGGAUGGCAAAAUUGUGGUAUGGGAUUCAGAAAACCACAUCGACAUUAAGAAAUAGCUCCAAGGAGGGUUUCAGAUCUCAAUCACCCAAUGAACUUCUAUUGAUGCAUGCAAACAAUGGCAGCAGGCCCUGCAGGUUUUAAAGAUCCAGGGCUAGUGGGGAGACUGCUUGUUUUUGUUGUAGCUGUACACAAACCAUUUCUUUAGCUGGCUCCUUAGCAUAGAGGCUAUUUUUGGGCAUCUCUAUAAGUUGGCUUCAUUUUUUGGGCAGUAACUUGGUAUUGAAUUAAUAUUGUGUAAUACCUGUAAAAUCCUAGUUAGGCAAUUACAUAAAUCCAGCAUCAUAUACCAGUAUUUUUUUUUACAGUAUCUGUGUAAAAUAACCAUACGUGGAACUCACCCGAAUGCACCACUUUGUUCACUGCUGAUAAUUGCUGCCCAUCUUGUUUGCUUUGG
This is a messenger RNA of Oryza brachyantha (malo sina), 1607 nucleotides long. RefSeq names its product actin-related protein 2/3 complex subunit 1B-like. The transcript is spliced from 15 exons. The record is from RefSeq and is a predicted model, not a curated record. NCBI's taxonomy places the organism in Eukaryota, Viridiplantae, Streptophyta, Magnoliopsida, Poales, Poaceae. Bases 82 to 1209 code for a protein of 375 amino acids. Gene Ontology annotation, biological process: Arp2/3 complex-mediated actin nucleation. Gene Ontology annotation, molecular function: actin filament binding. Gene Ontology annotation, cellular component: actin cytoskeleton; Arp2/3 protein complex.